Messenger RNA from Paramisgurnus dabryanus, 4316 nucleotides. RefSeq names its product cytidine monophosphate-N-acetylneuraminic acid hydroxylase-like. The record is from RefSeq and is a predicted model, not a curated record. Gene Ontology annotation, cellular component: cytoplasm. Lineage: Eukaryota; Metazoa; Chordata; Actinopteri; Cypriniformes; Cobitidae. Gene Ontology annotation, biological process: CMP-N-acetylneuraminate metabolic process. Gene Ontology annotation, molecular function: CMP-N-acetylneuraminate monooxygenase activity; 2 iron, 2 sulfur cluster binding.
AGAAAUACCUGACUGAUAAAAACUGCCAACCCCUUUCUGAUACCACAUACACGUGUGUCCUGUUAUACCUCUGUGUAGCACUCGCACCUGUCCACUCAACCGAGGAACUGCUGCCAAAGUAAUUGUCAGAGGAUUUCACGGCACAAUGACAUCUCAGGUUGCGCGGACGGUCCUGCGUCUGGAGGCAUCUGAAGUUGGGGAGCUGAAGGACGGCAUAAAUUUUAAGAAAAAUCCAGAAGAUGGCAAAUGUUACAUCAUUUUCAAAGACAAAGAUAAAACACAAGCCUGCAAAAACCAAUGCAAGCACCAGGGAGGACUUUUCAUUAAAGACAUAGAGGAUUUAGAUGGCAGAACAGUGCGUUGUACUAAACACAACUGGAAACUUGAUGUGUCCACUAUGGCAUAUGUCAACCCACCCGACAGUUUUAUGCAGGAUGAACUUGAGGUGGUACUGUCAGAAACUGAUGGGAGUUUGGAGCUGGUUGAGUUGAAUCCACCCGACCCUUGGACUGUGGACCCUCGAGAGGCACAAGAGCUACAAACUGGAGAGCUCACGUUGACAUACAUAACACAUGCGUGUAUGGAACUCAAAGCAGGAGGCAAGAAGAUGAUGUUUGAUCCCUGGCUGACAGGACCGGCGUUUGCCAGAGGAUGGUGGCUCUUACACGAACCUCCAUCUGAUGCUAUGGAGAGACUCUGUCAGGCUGAUCUCAUUUACAUCAGUCACAUGCACUCCGACCAUCUGAGCUACCCCACUUUAAAAUUACUCUCAAAGAAGCGGCCUGAUAUUCCCAUUUAUGUUGGAGACACCUCACGCCCGGUGUUCUGGUACUUGGAGAGAAGUGAUGUGAAUUUAACAAACAUCAAUGUGGUGCCCUUCGGUGUAUGGCAGAAUGUUGAUGAGCAUCUGAGAUUUAUGAUUCUGAUGGACGGCGUUCAUCCUGAGAUGGAUACUUGCAUAAUAGUGGAGUAUAAAGGUCACAUGGUUCUGAAUACGGUCGACUGUACCAGGCCAAAUAAUGGGCGUCUCCCACACGGUGUCGAUGUGAUGAUGAGUGACUUCGCUGGAGGCGCUUCUGGCUUUCCAAUGACUUUCUAUGGUGGUAAAUACAGCGAAACCUGGAAGGCAGAGUUUAUCAAGAAUGAAAGAAAGAAACUGCUGAACUAUAAGACUCAGCUGGUGAAGGUUUUACAGCCCAAGAUUUACUGUCCUUUUGCUGGUUACUUCACAGAAGCUCAUCCCUCAGACAGGUACAUAAAGGAGACAAAUACGAAGAACAGCGCUGAAAACCUGAACGCUUCCAUAAGGAAGAGCUGCCCAAAUACUCUGACCUGGACUCCUUUACCCUCUUCUGUGCUGGAUGUUGCUCUCGCUCUUGCAGAUCCAUCUAACACGAAUGCAAUCACUCAACCCUCAAAUGGUACAAAGAUCUUUAAGGACAACUGGAACUUUGACUUGUAUUUGGAUGAGCUGAAUGCUGCCAUUUCCAAUGAUAUCUUUAAAUACAAAUCAUGGAUCCAGUAUUAUUAUAAUUGGGCGGGAUUUAAAGGCUACAAUCUGGUUAUACGGGUCAUUGAGACGGAUGAUGAAUUUGAGCCACUGGAUGGAGGUUACGAUUAUCUGGUGGACUGCAUGGAUCUUUCCUUUCCAGACAGAAGACCAGAGAGAGACCAUGCAUAUGAGGAGAUUAAAAACAGAGUGGGUGUGAUGAGACAUGUGGUUGUAAACGGACGACUCUGGGACGACCUGUACAUCGGCUUCAAUAACAGAAUGAGUCGAGAUCCUGAUGUUUAUCAUCACAAGUUUUGGAAUCAUUUCCAGACAGAAUUACCAUUAACAGCUCCAGACUGGGAUCAUUUCCUUCAAAGUGUUUCUGAACAAACAGAUGUUCAACAUUCAGAUCUGUCACAGGAGAAUGGUUCCUGUCUGCUCUCUUAAAGCAAAAAUAUGAAUACAGAAAUAAUUACAGCUUUUUUAACAGUCACCCAAACACUUAAGCCCUGUCCGAAAUAUAUUGUUUUCAUUAAUGGGUAAUAUAUAGGGUUAAAUAUGUUUAUGAUUUAUCAAAGUGAAUUAAUUAAUAAUAAUUAAAAAGAUAAAUUCAUGAAGUCAGUUCGGUUAAAUCAUAUAAAAACACAACAGCUGAAAUUACACAUUACACUUUCAAUUAUGCAUCUUGUCAUCUGUUAUACUUUGUUUCAUGGGUGAAAUAUGAUCAGCUUUAAAUUUUCUGAAUGUUUUAAUUAUGUGCUUCUAGGGAUGGGACGAUUACCGGUUUCAUGAUUAACCACAAAAAAAACAAUAUCCUGACGGUUAGUAGUAUGGUUUAAAAUUUAAUUUUAAUUACAACCGUGUUUGAUUAUCGUGAUUUUGAAAACUUGCGGUAAAUCCUGUACAGCCAGAAUCAGUUUGACGCAGGCGCGCGCAUGCAACAUAGUUUUUUGCACAAGAAGGCAUUUAAGGGAUAAUGUAUUGUAUUCAUUCACGGUAAACUUAUUAGACAAAUUUAUUUAUUUUUUUACCACAGAAAUAAUUUCAGGGACAUGAAAUAUUAAAUUGUGAUUUUGAAAACUUGUUCAAUAUUUUCAGUGUGUGUAUCAGUUUCUAUUUGAACAUUUCCAUAUCAUUAUAACAAAACCACGAUAAUAUUGAUAACCGUGAUAACUAUGGUCACUAUAAUUUGUCCAGUCAAUGAGAAUUAACCUGUAAAAAUUCACUUCUCCCUGAGAACUACUGUAUAUGUUUUGAACCAUGUGUUUGGUGUAUUAUUUACUCACUCUUUGGUAUUGUAUAUCAACUGUUUUGGGGCGAAAGUUUCAUUUUGCAAGAGUAAUCAGAGGUUUUGUAAAUAGUGCUUGAAGAUAAGGUUUUGUGUUUAAUGUUUUCAGAAAAUGGAGCAAGGUUUCAGAAAUUGUGUUUUAGCAAUUGAGAAAAACUGUAAUAUUUAGAUCAAGAUUCGCCAUUAGAGAGGGCACGGAAUCAUUAUGUGCUCUGACUGAGGUCAAAUAUGAUGCAAAAUGGGUUGGUAAUACUUUACAAUAAGGUUGUAUUUGUUAACCAUUAAUUAAUGCAUUAGGUUAAAUAAACUAACAAUGAUCAAUAAUUCUUCAGCUUUUAUUCAUAUUAGUUCAAGCUAAUUUCAGCAUUUAGCAUGUAUAAUAAAUGCAAAGAACCUUUACCUGACUAGACUGGACCUCCUCUGCCCCCAGCAGUCCUACUGGUUUUAAGCCAGCUACCUGAACGUUCCUGAGCUCUCUCCUUUUCACAUACAAAAUUUAAUGCAAACAGAAAUUUUAACUCAGUAAAUCUUUUCAUUGAAUACAAAAAAUAACAUUAGAAGUUUUUAUGUGUAAAUUCAAAUUUGUGAUUUGCUGAAGUGCGAAUGAUGGUAUUAAAACAUUGAUCAAUAAUGGCUGAAGGGUGAGACUGUACAUUUUGAAUGCUUAUAUCUUUUAAAGAUCACUUUUACCUUUUCAAUUUCACUUGUGGACCACUUCCGCUCUGCCUGUGAAACCACCAGCGUUUGCCCCGUUGUGCAUGUUUUCUAGUGAACAUGAACUAGACAGAGGAGUCACCAGCCCUGUUCCUAGAAAUCAUGCUCCAACCCUUGUUACACACGCUUACACCUGCCAAUUUUCAUGACACAAUUAGAGUCAGGUGUGUUGAAGCAGGGUUAAUUAUGCAGUAGGGUGGGUCUCGGGGAACAGGGUUGAUGACUAGUCUGGUCGAGUUCAUUUCAGUUCAUCUAAGUCAUGAUUAUUUUGUAUAAAGUAUGUGUGGUCAACAGGAUCUAAACAGUUGUGAGUCUGUCCAGUCAGACAUGCAAAAAAAUCAGAUUUGGAUUGACAGCAUGAACAAGUUCUUAGUCUUGAUAGAGAGGCUGCAAAUAGCACACAUUUAAGCAAAUAGCUUAAUGUGUUGUCGGUUUCAAAGAAGCGAAAAAAUCUUCAUCCGACGAGCCCACUCGCGAGUCUCUAGCCCUUUCUCGGGCCGAGAUAUGGUCAACCCUUCCCGGAUUUUUCCUUGGCCUUAGCUCAGGCACCUUAAGUCCAGGGCGUUCGCCCUUCGGGUCCCUUAUCCUACCCGAGAGGGCCUUUCCAACAAGCCACCCACGAGUCUCUAGCCCAGGGGUGUCAAACUCAAUUUCAUCCCGGGCCACAUUACGGUUAAUCUCAAAGGGCCGGUUGUAUUUGAACGACUGUAUGAAUGUAUCAACUCUUUUAUUACUGUACAUUGCAUAAUUUAUCUGCAUUUGCUUACUAUUGGUUUUGUUAAUAACUCAAUUAAUACCUAGCUUUGAAAGUAGAAGCCCAGG